UUGAUGAAUACAGAUCUGUGACGUUUCCAUCUUCAAUUCGGUAGCAGAUAUUUAAUUUAAAAUAGUGUAAUUUUUCACUAAACCGCUAAAAAUUUAAACAAAUAUUUACCACUAAAAAGUACAAUGCCCGAUCUCGAAUAUUAGGGCUUGUGCGCAUAUGUGGCACAAGAUUAUCAAAAACGAGUAAAUCGCUGAAUUUCUGUUAAUGACUAAAAAUUUAGUCUAUGCGGCUUAAGCGGUCUCUUCAGUGGUGUAGCUGUAGUAGUGGCGCGAAUAGCUCCAACUGAGAACGCAGUGAUAUCAAUAGGUGUCGUACGGAUGGCUACUAACCGAGCGGGGAGUAUGUAGAUACCCAUCGGCGGCGUGAUGCCUGCCCCAUUUGCAUGUAUUUAAACUUGCCAGUGGAGCGUUAAAUUCUAAACUCGGUUUUGGGAGAUUGGUGAAUAAUAUUUAGUAGGAGUAUCGAACUAUGAUCAGCAAGCAGAACGGAUGUGGGAGUUUCUAAAAGAAAAACACCUGCCUUGAUUGCAUAUUUGAUAUUGACGGGGUUUUGGAAAAACAUAUAUUAAUAAUAAACCUAUAAAAAUGAAAAAAGCUGUCAUAUUCACCUGUGUAAAAAAAGAAAAGCAUCUAAAAUAUUUUGGUAUUAUCGUCAUUUGUGCCGGAUUUUUAUAACUUAUUAAAAAAAUUGGGCACGCAUCACCGCAAUAAAAAUGCGAAUACUAAGUGGUAAACAAAAUUUAAAGCUGACAAAAACUUAAAGGCGCCAAAAAUUGAAUUUGAUGCAUUUCCUACCGGUUCAAAUUGAAACUCCCACCUAAAUCGCAUAAAAAUGCGUUCACGCAAGAUCCUUAUCAUUGCUGGUUUUCUAACAACCUGGACUUUUAUAACCUAUUAUUUUUUAAUACGGAAUAGUACCAUGUACCCGUUGAAGGAUCGUUUGCUCAUCCAAAAACUAAAUAAAUUGGAACGUGAAUCUCGAAUUGAAAAUAAAGAAAACAGUAAACUUGUAGGACAACUCAUAGGCAUUAUAAAGGAAAAGAUUACAUCUGCUGACGUGGAGGAAUCACAACCAUUUAAGGAAACAAAAUAUCGACCAGUGGGCAUAGUAGCCAUUCCAGGAGAGCAGUCACUAGGCUUACAGGAACCGCGUCAAGCAAAUAGCAAUGAAGAUAAGCGGCCGGAGGAUGAGAUAGGCGAUAGUGGCAAAGGUCCACCAAUCGUCAAACCGACCAUGACUCGCAUGCCUAACGGUGAGCCCGUUAUACCGAUAUUAGUAAUUGCCUGCAAUCGCAUAUCUAUUCGAAAGUGUCUGGAUAAUUUAGUGCAAUAUCGACCAAAUGCUGAUCAGUUUCCAAUUAUAGUGUCACAGGACUGUGGUGAUCAACAAACGAAAAAAGCUAUAUUGAGUUAUGAAUCACAGGUCACAUUGAUCGAACAACCAGACCAAUCUGAUAUAUUAACGCCACCACGCGAAAAGAAAUUCAAGGGGUAUUACAAAAUUGCGCGCCAUUAUGGGUGGGCACUAAACACCACAUUUCAAAAAGGCUACGAAUAUGUCGUUAUUGUUGAAGACGAUUUAAACGUGGCUCCCGAUUUCUAUGAGUACUUUUUGGGAACACACACAUUACUUAAGCAAGAUCCGUCGUUAUGGUGUGUCUCGGCCUGGAAUGACAAUGGCAAGGAUAAGUUUAUUGAUAAUACAAAGCCUGAAGCGCUGUAUCGGACUGAUUUUUUUCCCGGACUUGGAUGGAUGCUUACCAGAAACCUAUGGCAAGAGUUGUCAGUUAAAUGGCCAAAGUCAUUUUGGGACGAUUGGAUACGCCAUCCCGAACAGCGAAAAGAACGAGCCUGCAUCCGACCGGAAAUAUCGCGGACGAGAACUUUUGGAAAAAUUGGUGUUUCGAAUGGAUUAUUUUUUGACAAAUAUCUCAAGUAUAUAAAACUUAGUGAAAAUUUUGUAAAUUUUUCUAAAAUGAACCUAAGCUAUUUAUUAAGGGAAAACUAUGAUCGCAUAUUUUUGAAUGACGUUUAUUCUUACCCUAUUGUAACAUACGAUGAACUACGCAGGAAUCUCAUUACUACCGAUGGACCCGUUCGAAUCCAAUACACAACCAGAGAGCAAUAUAAACAUAUAACAUCCAUUUUAGGGCUGAUGGGUGACUUCAAGAGUGGAGUACCGCGCACCGCGUAUCAUGGCAUUGUUUCGUUCUUUUACCAAAAGCGUCGAGUGCACUUGGCGCCAAACGCUAACUGGAAAGGCUACGAUCUUUCGUGGAGCUAACAGAAUAUUAUAUUCGUUUUGAAUUUAAACUAGACAGCAAGUUUUGAGAGCUAAUAUUUUUACUGUAUAAAACUAAACAUAGCGUAAAGAAGUACCACAAACCAUUGUCAUAUGAAUUUUGUCAGAAGUGUUUUUUCAUACAUUUUUAUCUACUAUAUGUCUCGUACUCCUGUGCAAAGUGUAUACAUACAUACCAAGCGGAAUUUGAGGAUGUGUUAAAUAUUUAUAACUAAUAGCCACAACCAAAAACUAAAUUAAGUUAGAUGCGUGUGAGUGUAAAGUUUGAAUUUGAAUUUGAAUUUGUUAGUUUUAUUUAUAUUUUAAUAAUAAUAUAUAUGAUUUACAUGUAAAAUAAAAACGACUACUAUUUACACACACUAUCAUUUCUGUGAACUCGAGAAAACUGUAAAAAUUCGUGCUCGAAUUAUUUUUGCUCAUACGAUAAAGAACUAAUUAUAUAUAGUAGUAAUAUGCUCUCUAAAGGAAAUAUGCGAUGUUAUUUUGGGGGCUUGCCCUCUGUCAUAGGUAGCUAAUAAGUUUGCCAAUACAAAAACUAAGAUUUUUGUUGAAUACAAGCGCA
Anastrepha obliqua is the source of this 2864-nucleotide messenger RNA. RefSeq names its product alpha-1,3-mannosyl-glycoprotein 2-beta-N-acetylglucosaminyltransferase. Lineage: Eukaryota; Metazoa; Arthropoda; Insecta; Diptera; Tephritidae. Bases 833 to 2284 code for a protein of 483 amino acids. Gene Ontology annotation, molecular function: alpha-1,3-mannosylglycoprotein 2-beta-N-acetylglucosaminyltransferase activity. The record is from RefSeq and is a predicted model, not a curated record. The transcript has 9 exons. Gene Ontology annotation, biological process: protein N-linked glycosylation. Gene Ontology annotation, cellular component: Golgi apparatus.